AUGAAGAAGCACACUUAUAUUCAUACUGGUGAGAAACCGCACAAGUGCGUGGUGUGUCUCAAGGCGUUCAGCCAGUCGUCCAACCUGAUCACUCACCUGCGCAAACACUCUGGUUACAGGCCAUUCCCAUGUGGCCUUUGCGACAGGGCAUUCCAGCGGAAGGUGGACCUGCGCAGGCACCGCGAGACCAUGCACCCCGGAUCCCCGGCUGCUCAGCAGUACCACAUCACCAGCACCACGGCCGCGGUGGCCGACCAACAGACCGCCGCCGUCGCCAUUGCCGUGUUGCCGUCCACUGUUGCCGCCACUGCUGUCGCCGCCGCCGCCGCCGCUGCCUCUACCGCCUCAGCCAUAGACGCGGCCGUGGCCGGAAGUAGCGGCACGUCCAGCUAA
Messenger RNA from Macrosiphum euphorbiae (potato aphid), 393 nucleotides. The record is from the annotation of a GenBank genome assembly. NCBI's taxonomy places the organism in Eukaryota, Metazoa, Arthropoda, Insecta, Hemiptera, Aphididae.